UCCGGCCGUCUCCGUCUUGAGAGAGGGAGAGAGAGAGAGAGAGAGGGAGCGAGACUUUAGGUGAGAUUUUCACGGGCGAGGGAAACCCUAGAUUUCAGAGAGAAGGUGAGGAAGAAUAAUAUGAGCCAGGACGAGCGGAGCAAGACGGGGGAGAACCCUCCGCCUCCGCCUCCGCCGCCGCCUUAUUACGGGACUUUCCAGGGAGUCCCUCCGUAUGGCCAUGGCCAGCCGUACGCCCACGGACAGCCUGCGAUCGGAUUCCCCCAGCCCGUGCCUCCUCCAGGAUCGGUGCCCUCGGCGCCUCCGUACUUCCCGCACGGGUACCAGACGGUUCCCGGUUAUGCGAUUGCGGAAGGAAGGCCAGUAAGAGAACCUCGUCUUCCUUGUUGUGGCCUUGGACUGGGAUGGUUUUUGUUUAUUAUUGGCUUCUUUCUCGCUGCAAUUCCAUGGUAUAUUGGAGCUUUCAUCCUCAUCUGUGUUAGAAGAGUGGAUUACAGAGAAAAGCCUGGGUACAUCGCAUGCACAAUUGCUGCAUGUUUAGCUAUCAUCGCCAUAAUUCUUGGGGUGAGCAAGGGCGUCGAUGACUGGUGAUAAGAUUUCUGGCCAUUUAUGUCCGGAAAUACCGAGUAUCCAUUUAGGGUGGUGGGAUUCCGUUGCUUUAUCUGCUGGUGUGUCCAUCUCUGUUCAUAUGUGUGAUAUUGUAAUUAUUUUAUUUUAUUUGCUGUAUUUUGGUAUUCAAACUGAUAAGGUACCGCUUCCUAAUUAUUUUGCAACUAAGAGCAUUUCUCCC
Molecule: messenger RNA, 790 nt
Organism: Nymphaea colorata (pocket water lily)
Lineage: Eukaryota; Viridiplantae; Streptophyta; Magnoliopsida; Nymphaeales; Nymphaeaceae
Product: 60S ribosomal protein L18a-like protein
Exons: 4
Coding region: 121-591 (156 amino acids)
Source: RefSeq, a predicted model, not a curated record